Molecule: messenger RNA, 2170 nt
Organism: Monomorium pharaonis (pharaoh ant)
Lineage: Eukaryota; Metazoa; Arthropoda; Insecta; Hymenoptera; Formicidae
Gene: DCP1
Product: mRNA-decapping enzyme 1A
Exons: 4
Coding region: 216-1574 (452 amino acids)
Biological process (GO): deadenylation-independent decapping of nuclear-transcribed mRNA; positive regulation of catalytic activity; deadenylation-dependent decapping of nuclear-transcribed mRNA
Cellular component (GO): P-body
Molecular function (GO): enzyme activator activity; mRNA binding
Source: RefSeq, a predicted model, not a curated record
UAUGUCUAUGGUUGGUCGCUUGGUAGAAUUGUUCGCGCGUCAACGAGAGUAGUAUGGCGUUUUAUUGUAAGAGCAGCUGCUUGAGUUAUUUGAAAAUACGACUUUCUUCCGUUGUUUAACAAUCAACCGGUGGAGGAAAAAGAGAGAAAGCAUCACGCUGAUAUUAAGCUGUUUGUAAUUGUCAAAUUUGACGUUUUGCCAUUUCAAUCGUCUUCAUGAACAUGACGGAUCGAACUGAGCUGAGAAUGAAUGUGGCCGCUUUAAAACGAGUUGAUCCGUAUGUAAAGGAUAUUUUGGAGACGGCAACUCACGUCGCUCUAUAUACAUUUAACGCAGACGAAAAUGAAUGGGAAAAAACCGACAUCGAGGGCGCUCUGUUCUUAUACUCGAGAAACGGCGAGCCAUAUAACAGUAUUCUCAUAAUGAACAGAUUAAAUACAAACAAUCUAGUAGAACCAGUUGCUCCAGGUUUAGAUUUACAACUGCAGGAACCAUUUCUGUUAUAUAGAAAUUCCAGAUGUAACAUUUAUGGCAUUUGGUUUUAUGAAAAAGAAGAGUGUGUACGGAUUGCAAAUAUGUUGAAUAAACUUCUCAAGGAGUGUGAAGAGAAUCGUAGAAUCAGUAAUAAACCGCUACUUAAGGCUAAAAAAACUUCGGGACUUAACAUAAACAAUGUAGAUAUAUUCAGUAUGCUCAGUAAAGCACAAGAGGACUUUAAUACAAGCAGAGGUAGCGGUGGUGGAGGGAAUAGCCAUAAUAUAGUUACAGGAUCAAAAUCUCCAUUGGUUACACCCAUGACCGACAAUAUUUCUGGACCUUUGACUGCUCCCUUAGGUCCUGAUGUCACUUCGCAAAGUGUAAUGGAUUUUUUUGCUAAAGCUAAGGUAAAUACUGGACAUUUCAAAGCAGGCGACCAACCUACUCCAGGAAGUACGGUUGUGGUCGAAAGUAAACCUUUACUUGCACGUUUAAUGUCACAUCCAGCAGCGCACACUUUAGAACAUAUUGAGAAACAGCAGAGAUCUGUAACACCGCAACCAUCGCAUCAGGCCCAACCGGUAACAAUUCCAUCCACGAACAAGUCUAAAAGACGAAACAAAGCGACUCUGCAACAAGAAUUGAUAAUAUCUACGACAGCGCCAAUUUCUCAGGAUGUGCCACUACCUAUUACUCAGAACGUGAUCAACAAUGAUUCAAAUGGAUCAACUGGAUUUCUAAGGAUACAAUCACCAACCAAUGUAACAUCUUCUACCUUAAGGAAUCAUCAAACUUCAAGCAUUACCAAUACCAACAAUGCUAAUCCACUUGCACCAUUACUUGCUCUUGCUUCUGGAAGCACAUCAUCGGACGAUAUUAUCCCGCCUACGUUGUCGGGAAGAGGAUCGGCACCGGCAUUAAUACCACCUGUAAUGUUUGCCGCUCCCAGCCCACCUGAGUCCUUAAACAGACCGUUAGAACCAUUAACGAGGAAUCAGCUUUUACAAGCGUUCAGUUAUUUGUUGAAAAGCGAUCCGGAUUUUAUUAACAAACUUCACGAGGCCUACGUCAAAUCAUUUGGAGAGAUACUUUCUUAAACUCGUCACUCUACAUUGUAUUGAUUAUGAAAAAUCCAACUUAUGGGUUAUAACUGAUAAAAGAAUUAAGCUAAAUCUCAAUAUUCUUUCAUUACGUGCAUGUACAUACAUAAACGAGAUGUAAUGCUCGAUAUUUAAUUGAGAAGAUAAAGAACCAUUUCUUUGAAGAAAAAGAAAAAAUUCUUUUUUGGCCGAAGAUUAGAAAACAUACGAGAAUAGAAAGCGAUACGAUAUAAUACCCUGAACAGUAUUUUUAUAAAGCAAUGCAUUUUCUUUCGGAUAAAGUAAAGAGGACGAACGAGCAGUGAAUGAAGGAACUUGAUAACCAGAAUAGUAUGAAUGAGAAAUUUGUAGACAUAUUGAAUGGUAUACAAGGGAAUUGAAAUGGUUUUUAAACUGUGAUGCCAAAACACUUAUAUUAUACACGUUUUAUGAUUGAAAUUUCAAUACAGCACGAAAUCGUUUUUUGAGCUGGCCAAGCUGAAUACAUAUUUUAUAAAGUAAUGACGUAUCCUUCCUAUAUACCGGGUAUGUGUAUGUUAUUGAUGAAAAGGAACAAAUAAAUACAGACAAGAUACAAUGAAAAGAGACUUAAC